Setaria italica (foxtail millet) is the source of this 1059-nucleotide messenger RNA. RefSeq lists its product as uncharacterized. The transcript is spliced from 2 exons. Lineage: Eukaryota; Viridiplantae; Streptophyta; Magnoliopsida; Poales; Poaceae. The record is from RefSeq and is a predicted model, not a curated record. The coding region runs from base 19 to 792 and encodes 257 amino acids.
CCGUGCUUUCUUUAUUGAAUGGAUUCGUGGGCGUUACUCUGCUUCUGCGCCAAGGGAAAGGAUCCCAGUGGGGGGGUGGGGGGCGCGCCACGCGCUGCCAAGGCAAUUGCCCUGAAACUAACCGCGCCGGCCAUCGGCGUGCGGGCGCCAAAGCGACGUGCCGUCGUCGCCCUGGGCAUGUGUCUAUAUAAGGCGAGGCAGGCGCCCUGCUUUCAACAAACCGGCUUCAGACGGACAGCAAUAGCGUGUGAACAACUCUCCCUAGCGAUUUCAAUCUCACCACUGGACAUUCGACAGCAACACAGCAUGAGGACGGAGAUGGUGAUCCGGAUGCAGGGCGGCUCGGAGAAGGGCCACGCGGCGAUGAAGGUGGCGGCGGCAACGGAGGGGGUGGAGUCGGUGACGCUCUCGGGGAAGGACAAGAGCCUGCUGCGGGUGGUCGGCGACGGCGUCGACUGCAACCGCCUCACCACGCGCCUCCGCCGCAAGGUGGGCCGCGCCGACCUCGUCGAGCUCCGCACCCUGCACGCCGGCUACUACGGCUCCUCCUCCUCCCGCGCUGCCGGCAGCAGCCUCUCCCGCGUCGACUCCGGGUACGGUGGGAGUAGCUAUGGCUCGUCCUACCCUACGACGACCAGCAGCUACGCGCCGGAGUACUACGGCCACCACCAGCCGUCGUCGGCGUCGUACGGGUACUACCCGGCAGCGCCGGCGUACGCCGCCGCCCCCACCGUCGUGCACCACGAGUACUACCCGCCCUCGACCGACCCCAACGGCUGCACCAUCAUGUAGUAAUUGUUAUAGUGUGUAGGAUCAGGAUAUGCUUGUGUCUCUGUAGAAUUGUAGAUGGUGAUGUUGCUGCGUGUGCAACUGGUUUCUUUUUCUCUGUGUGCUGCAGUUUCAUACUCCAAAAUAGGGGCUUGUUUUAGUUGUGCCCCGUCUCAUUCAUUUCUAGUGGCAUGCUCGCAUGCUUUAUUUGUGGAUUUGUGAAGCUAGUGAGAUGUGGAAUAAAAGGAAAAAGGGAAACACAAAUAUGAUCUGAGUUCCAGCUGAGAAUCA